AUUUUAACGUCUACAGAUGAUCAAGAAAUUCUCGACACGUUGGAAUAUUUAAAGUCUUCAUCAUCCAACACAGGACUUAUACAUGAAUCAUUUUGGUACAAGGAUUCAAAUAAUUUUACAAGACCAUGGUUUGC
This is a messenger RNA of Entrophospora sp. SA101, 134 nucleotides long. The record is from the annotation of a GenBank genome assembly. Lineage: Eukaryota; Fungi; Glomeromycota; Glomeromycetes; Entrophosporales; Entrophosporaceae.